GCCGCUGCAUUCGGGCAGCACUACACGCCGACGACGACGCGAACGCGCUUUUCACACGUAACGCAAAUUAAAACGCAAACGAAAACCGAAAUCAAUAAAUUUUAAAUCAAAACAUUGUACCAAUAUACAAAUAUUCGAUGAUAUUUAUUUGAUAAAUAAUCUAUUUACCAAAAUAAGACUUUUACAAAAAAUUUAUCGGAGUCAUUAAAGUGUAAACAAAAACUAUCGAGUGAUCAAAGACAAAGAAAUUUGGUGCACAAAGUGAUCGUCGGGGUGAAAAUUUAUAAAUCCUCCGAGGUGUUGGAAGAAAGCAAAGAAAAAAGGCUCAAAAGCCGUCGAUGAUGGAUUUAAUCCGUGAUGAAAUUGUUUUCCACACAGGAAACAAUCAAUAAAGCGUGAUUAAUCACUUAGUCCAGAAUUUUUCCAACAACUAAAAGUGAAUAAUUUGGCUGCCGACAAUGAGAAACCGCAAGACUGUCGUUGAGAAUCAUGUGACACUUUGAAAACAACUUUUUGUGCACUUUUGCGCCGCACACAACGAAUUUAUUAUACUUGCAUUGUUUGCAUAUCUAACCUACAAACCAACGGAAACAUAUAUACACGUUCAUAGUUUAGCUCGACGGAUAUAAGUUGAAUAAAAGUUGAAAAUAAUACAAACCGAACAGCAACAACACGGAGAAGUUCAGAGAAAUGUUGUGCUUGGACAUGAGGCUAGUGCAGCGGUUGAGAGGCGAGCGCACCGAAGACGCCGCCGCCAGGGAUCGAUCUAAGAGCGUGUGCGUGACCAGCUUCAGGAGUAAACCGCCGAGGGACGUAAGCGCGCUCAAGCUCUUUCAUCGGCGUGCCAGCAGCGCAAUUUCAACGGCCAGCGACUUAAUAUCCAGACGUGGCGUCUUCUCCAGACGGUAUUACGGCUCCGUGGAGCAAUUGCAACAGCCGCCCGAAGUCGACGGACAGGAGCACUGUCGACGCUUCCGGAUUGAGAAUGGCGACUCUCCGGGUGAAAAGGACGAGAUGUUCGGGUCACCAUCGACUCCGGUGUUGGAAAAUCCCGAAUAUCAAACCCGCUGGUACUUUAAGUACUUCUUGGGCAAGCUCCACCAAAAUUACGUGGGUUUGGACGGCGAGAAAACGGCGUUCUUCCUGAGCGUUGUACUGAAUGAGAACAGUAACCAGUGUGUGCCUCUGUACCGAGCGAUUUUGUUCCGGAAAAUGGGAGCGCAAAAAAUUUCGUUGCCUUAUGUACAAAACAAACUACUCACGGUGAAGCAGAUCCUAUCGAACUUCCCCAACAUGGAGCGGCUGGAAAAGAACCCCAAGGAGAUCUUCUCGCCGGACAUCCAGAAAGAUUUAUUACUGCUCGAGGAGCAGGAGGGCUCCGUCAAUUUUAAAUUCGGCGUCAUCUACAUGAAGCACGGCCAGACAACAGACGAUGAAAUUUUAAGCAAUGAGUUCGGGAGUGAGUCAUUCAGCACGUUCCUAUCGCUUCUGGGCGAGACCAUUCGGCUGAAGAAUUGGGACAAGUAUCGCGGAGGGUUGGACAUCAAAGGUGACAUGACAGGAAGGUAUUCAGUGUAUACGAUAUACGAAGGGCACGAGAUCAUGUUCCACGUCUCGACGUUGCUGCCCUAUUCGCGGGACAAUCGCCAGCAGGUGGAGCGUAAACGACACAUCGGCAACGACAUUGUAAACAUUGUGUUUGUCGACUGCUCGGAGGACAACGAUGUAGACGCGCAUGGAGUAUUCAACCCAACAUGCAUCAAAUCACAAUUUACUCAUGUCUUUGCUGUUGUGAGUGUGGAUGCGCAGAGGCGUUAUCGCUUGUCGGUGUUCUCUGAUGAAGCAGUACCACUUUUUGGACCAUCUCUGCCCUGCCCGCCUGUUUUUGAAGACGCCGAACUCUUUAGGGACUUUCUUCUUGUGAAGUUGAUUAAUGGAGAGAAGGCAACUUUUGAAACACCAACGUUUGCUCGGAAGCGUGAACGCACUCUUGAUAUGCUUAUCAAGGACCUUUACAGUGAACACAUGACCGAUCAACGCAUGACAAUGUUGAAUCGUCGUGCGUUUUCUGAUGUUUUGGCUGAAACACCAAGGCAUUCCCGCCUCAAGGAGGAUUCUCGUCAGAUCGAGUUUGUUCGUAUUGGGCAGGCUCUGAAGUUAGAGGCGAUCGUGCGUGGUGAUGCACCAACGAGUCUGGCGUCGGCUGGUGCCGCAGGCACAGUGUUCAAACGUUCUCCGUGGGAAGCCAAUUGUUUUUACCCUGUUUUUCCAGCGAGUACCAUUUUGGCAGCGGACUCCUGGGGCGAUAACCGGUUGGUCAUCGCUACUGAUGAUGGCGUCUAUGUUGUAGAAGAUGGUAAUACCCAUCGGCUGCUCAUCGACAAAACCUUACAAGUGCGACAAGUGAGCGUCGUCGAACCGCACGGGAUUUUAUUGCUGCGGGCGGGGGCGUCUAAUCGUGAAGGCAAGAUUUAUGUGUUUCGCCUCUCGCAGUUGGAGCUGAUAACCGAGCCAAAGACCCGCAUGGACCUGAAAGAGCAUCGGCUGGAACGCACACGUGGCACUCAUCUCUACGCGUUGUCAAGAACUGGCGGGUCGAGAUUAAGGAUGUGUGUUGCCAUCGGUCGUAGACUCACCAUGUUUCAAUGGAAGCAUUCAGCUGCAUGGACGGCGUGGUGUCCCUCGAGUGAUACCGACACCGUUGAGGGAUUCACCUUUUUAUGGGAGAUAACACUCAACGAGAACCCAAGCAUAAUGACGAUAUUGGAGAGCGGUUGGAGUCCCAUCUCACCAACACAUUCAGAUAUAUUAGUCUGUGUUGGAUACAAGCAUCAUUGGGAUAUUGUAAAUGGACGAUCCGGACAGGUGCAGUAUUUGCACACGGUGAAGGGCGACCGACCGCAUUUGGUCACCGCGCUGGACAUCUACGAGGACCAAGAGGUCCAAUUACUACUGUGUCACAAUCACACGUGUCAUUUUCAAAAGUUGCAUGACGAAGGCACUGCAAAUGGCAGCAAUGGUACCAACGGAAGCAACGAACAUGACUUUCAUUGGAAUUUUGUUCCUUCUGAUAUUGUGUGUGCAUUUCCGUACGUUAUUGGUUUCACCAAUAAUUUAAUGGAGAUCCGUCUGAUUGUCAAUGGUAAUUUGGUGCAUACAAUGACAAUGCCCAAGCUGCAUCUGAUUGCGUCGAAAAACGACAUUUAUUUUGCGACCACAGCGCCGGAGUUUUUCCCAACGCGGAAUGAUCGUUUGCUAUUAGAUACGAAAGUCAACGAAAAACCCUCGCCACCAUCAAGUCCCAACGUAUCACCGGAAGCACGUCCAUUGCGUAUUUAUCGCAUUCCGCUGCACGCGUUAAACCGCAACGCCAACCAUGAGCCGCAUCAAGCGGCACAAACUCAUCAUCACUGCGUCAACGAAUCGCCAACAUCAGGCUGGAAAUCAAAGUCCACCUGUCUCACCAUCCCCGAACAGCCAAGGGUGUCACGUAGUGCCACCAGUUCGCCCAUUCCCAAUAAGGGCAAAAUGUCGGCGCAAGUCAAAUGAAUCAUUGAAUUUACUUAAUACACAACACCUUAGAUUUUCUAUCUUCGUAUUCAAGUAUGCAAUGUAUCAAAGUAAAAUAAUCUUAGUGAUAAAAUUUAAAAAAACGACCAUAAUAUAAAGCAAGUGUGUAAUAUUAAUAAGAAUCUAUAUUUUGGAGCUUGAAAUGCAGGCAUGGAUGCUCAAAUGAUUAAUUCAUCAAUUAUAUUCUAGUCAUCUAUUAUUUCUCUUGGAGUAUUUGUCUGUGGGUUGACAUUUGACAUUUGCGGGUUGUGAAUUUGUGAUUUAUCUCGAAUUUAAGAAAUAUCGCCGCUGCCAACUUGCAUCAUGCCAACAACCAUUCUGUCACUUAAAACUACCGUAGACUUUUACGUUAAAACAUAUUAUCUCUACAGAGUAAAAAUAAAAUAUAUCUAUACAGUAAUAUACAAAGAAAGUAUAUUGGAGAAUAUAAUCCAAUGGUUGAUACGUUGUCAAAUUUUAUAAUGUAAUCUAACUUGCAUUUAAAUCAUCAUAAUUCUUUGUAUCUACAACUAUGAAACUUGUUCUAUGAAGUGACGAUUGACUAUAUGAUAAAUAUAUUCUAUAAAAGUCUAUAAAUUAUUAAUCAUACAAUAACACGUAUAGAAAUUAAUUGAUAGAUGCUAACGUGGACAAUUGAACGGAAUGAUAAGCAAAAAUAAUUUAUUGCAUCCCAACAGGGAGAUUUGUAGUAACAAAUAAGAAACAUGAUUUGGUCAAGAUGUUUACGUGGCCUACAAUUGUAAUUUUGUCUUAAUUACAGAAAAAAAAUUUAAUUUUUGAACAAAAAACUAAUUUAUUACAUUUUAGUUAUUUUGUUUGCAGCUAUUACAUUUAAUUACCGUGUUUUGUAUAAUAGAGAUAAAAAUAAGAUAUUAAGCUAAAUAUUAAGAUUAAAAAUAAUAACUAUAUAUUUGACUGAUGUAUAUAACAUAACUAAAUUUCAUUGUGCUCUGCAAAAUUCAAACUAAUUGUAGAUAGAUGCACACAUAUUCUGUUAUCAAUUAAUUUCACGAUUUAAUGAAUGUCAAAAUUAGAAUCUAGUGUUUUCUAUGAUGAAAAAUGCAAGCAAUCUUCAUUCAUUCUCUUCGAUCACUGAUUUCACUGACAUGUACAGAGCUUUUCAACAUAACAUACAUUUUUAUAUUAUAUGUGUAUCAAUAUAUAUUUUAUUUAUUAGAAAUAAAUUACAUAAGGUCGUUCGGUAACAAUUUCGGAUUGAUACGGGUCAUAACUGCUACAACUACAAAAACACAAACAAAGAAUCUCUAUAAAUAUAAAUAUUACAUAGAUUAAAAUAAAAUACAUAUUGACGUGUUAUGAUAUAUGCAUAUUACCAUUUACAAUAUGGCGUGUUACACAGAAAUUUGUUAGAAUCUAUACAGAACAUAUACUCAACCAAGCAAACAAAACUUCUAUCAAAGAAAAUUUCGAAAGAACCUGUUACUGUUACUUCCCUCAUACAGAUAUAUAUAUCAGAAACAUGUACCCGAUAUUGUUCUAACAUACAUUAUAUAUAAAUCAGUGUAACUAACAACUAACAUGAUGAUUGUUCACUAAAUAUCAACAUUGUCUUUCUCUGUGUGUAAUUAAUCAGAUAACUGUGUGGAAAAUACAAUAAUGCAACAACUGUAAACAUCCAAAUGCAUUUUAAGCACUGCAAGAUGAAACAAUUUAAGAUAUAAUAACGAUUGAGAAUUGUGUGUGACUUUAAGCAUAUUAAAAAUUAAUCAUGCACCAAUACAGGAAUAGAAAUCAUGCAAGAUUAUGUGACUAUGUCACAAAUUGAGGGCAAGAGAAAAAUGUACAUUACAGCAUAAGAAAAUCUAUGAGAAUAAAGUAUUGCAUCUGUA
This is a messenger RNA of Dalotia coriaria, 5420 nucleotides long. RefSeq names its product GTPase-activating Rap/Ran-GAP domain-like protein 3. Bases 691 to 3549 code for a protein of 952 amino acids. Gene Ontology annotation, molecular function: GTPase activator activity. Gene Ontology annotation, cellular component: cytoplasm. The record is from RefSeq and is a predicted model, not a curated record. Gene Ontology annotation, biological process: activation of GTPase activity; regulation of small GTPase mediated signal transduction. NCBI's taxonomy places the organism in Eukaryota, Metazoa, Arthropoda, Insecta, Coleoptera, Staphylinidae. The transcript is spliced from 16 exons.